This is a messenger RNA of Salvia splendens (bonfire salvia), 1371 nucleotides long. Its product is annotated as putative late blight resistance protein homolog R1A-3. The record is from RefSeq and is a predicted model, not a curated record. The transcript is spliced from 2 exons. NCBI's taxonomy places the organism in Eukaryota, Viridiplantae, Streptophyta, Magnoliopsida, Lamiales, Lamiaceae. Gene Ontology annotation, molecular function: ADP binding. Bases 390 to 1001 code for a protein of 203 amino acids.
UCAAUUUAAUCAAAUUAGAUGCAUCAAUGAACUAUUUCUUCUGCUGGAGUUCACUGACUUUCCUCAGAGAGAAGCGAGAAUCAGGGAUGCAGCAAUUGAAGUGCAACAAAUUCUCGAGCUUCUCAUUUCGAAGCAGAGCCGAUCGCGAUUCGGAUUGAACAAGUAUAACCGCUUUCUCGCCAAAUUCUGGCGCAGUGCUAGGUUUCAGCACCAGAUUGAGAGAAUAAGAGAAUUAAUUGAUGCAAUCGCAAGGGAGAUGAUAGAGUUGGAGAAGGAUAGUGAAGAUCAAUUGCAGCUCAGUGACUCUCCUUCAGCAAUUGAAGUCAGUGACUCCUGCAGAUUCUCUUGCAGUAAACUCGUCGGCGUCGGCAUCGGCUUCAGCAGUGUUGAUGAAUAGCCUUGAAAUCGAAGAUGAAAUGCAACUCGGUGAUUUUCCUGCUGCUAACUCGUCGUCUUUAAUGGCAGUCGCUAGCAGGAUCGGUGAUGUGGUUGGAUUGGAAGAUGAUACGCUAGCAAUAAAGACUCGGCUUUGUGGAGAAUCCCCAAAACUACAAGUCAUUCCAAUAGUUGGAAUGAGAGAGAAAUCUGGACAGAGGGAUGAAGAAACUGUGUACAAGAGUUUAAAGGGUAGAAGAUAUCUUAUUGUUAUGGAUGAUAUGUGGAGCACGGAGCCUUGGGAUGAUGUGAGAGAUGUGUUUCCUGUUGAUCAUAAUGGAAGUCGGAUCAUAUUAACCACAAGGCUGUUGGAUGUGGCUACUUAUGUUUCUAGAGUUAGCCCACUUCAAGAGAUGCGCUUCAUGGAUAUUGAACAGAGUUGGGAAUUGCUUAUGCAGAGGGUGUUUGGCGAUGAAGAUUGCUCUCCUGAAUUGGAGAGCAUUGGAUUGAAGAUUGCAAGAAGUUGCGGAGGACUGCCACUUGCAGUUUCUGUGAUUGGAGGACUCUUAUCCAUGGUUGAAAGGAAUCCGGUUUCAUGGUUGGAAAUCGCAGAUAAUGUGGGUUAGGUUUUUGUCAAGGAAGAUGGCCCUAUUGAUGAGAUACUAUCUUUGAGCUAUGCUCACUUGCCUCAUCACUUGAGGGAUUGUUUCUUGUAUAUGGGAGGUUUUCCGGAAGAUCAUAAGAUUCGUCUCUCAAAAUUGGUUAGAUUAUGGGUAGCUGAGGGUUUUGGAAGAUGAGGCUGAAGAGUGUUUGGAGGAUCUUGCCAGUAGAAGCCUUGUUUUGGUUAUAGAGAGAGAGUAUAAUGGCAGAAUCAAAAGAUGUAGUCUCCAUGAUCUAGUCCGGGACUUGUGCAUAAGAAAAGCCAAAGAGAAAAACUUUUUUGUAAAUAUUAUGGAUGGAUAUGUUGAAAAGAAGCAUUUCUUAGACAGCAUAAAA